Molecule: messenger RNA, 3524 nt
Organism: Asparagus officinalis (garden asparagus)
Lineage: Eukaryota; Viridiplantae; Streptophyta; Magnoliopsida; Asparagales; Asparagaceae
Product: ABC transporter C family member 3-like
Exons: 4
Coding region: 212-3520 (1102 amino acids)
Biological process (GO): transmembrane transport
Cellular component (GO): vacuolar membrane; plant-type vacuole
Molecular function (GO): ABC-type transporter activity; ATP binding; ATP hydrolysis activity
Source: RefSeq, a predicted model, not a curated record
UACACAAAUCUCUCCUCUCUUCUCUCCAAUCAAGAAAUAUAAUACAAAAUUCCACGAUAACAACCUCAGUCUGUCUCUCUACGUGCAAACAAAUCCCUCUCCAUAUAUAUACAAAUCCCUCUUCAUAUAUAUACAAAUCGCUCCUCUCUUCUCUCCAAUAAAGAAAGAGGAGAAAUAUAAUAAACUUUCGCAAUUUGCAGAGGCCUCAUUGAUGGGUUUUCUCCGAGGCUCAUCAUCAAUGUCCUCUGGUAUGCAAAUCCCCCAUCCUUUUUCAAUUCAAAUUCAUGCAAAUGAUAAUGGGUUCCCAUUGAAACCCAUCAUUCUUCAUGGCUUCUCUGUUUCAUUCCACCUCUUUAUCUUUUUCCUACUCUCUCUCUUCUAUCUCUGCAAGAGACCCACAAAGGAAAGAUUGGAAAUAAACAGAUUCUUCUAUUACAAAACAACCCUUUUCAGCUCCCUGGGUUUGGGUUUGUUCUAUUUGGUUCUCUCUCUUCAUUUCUAUAUUUGGCAUGUUCAUGGGUUUUGGUCUGAUGAGAACAUUGUUACCUUUUUGGAUUUGGUCGUUAGAGUCUUUGUUUGGGUAGCCAUCUCAUGCUAUUUGCGAUUUGUUGAUAAAUAUCCCACCUUUCUUAGCAUUUGGUGGGGUUUAUUCUUGGCUAUAUCUUUCUCUUUCCUUGUAGUAGAUUGGAUUUGGUACAGGAAGCUUGGGAUUAUGACUACCAAUUUGUGGGUAAUUGAUUUUGGGUCUCUUGUUGGUGGUGUGAUUAUUAAUUGUGCGGGGAUUUUCGGGAAAAGGAGCGAAGAAGAGAAGGCUAAUCUUCAUGACCGUCUAUUGAAUGGGGGUAAUUUUGAUGAGUCCUGUAAUAGGAAUGACAAUGGAAGUGAGUCUAUCUUUGAGAAUGCUGGAUUUUUUAGUCUGCUCACUUUCUCUUGGAUGGGUCCUUUGCUCUCUGUUGGUCACCAAAAGACAUUAGACCUUGAAGAUGUUCCUCAACUAGCUCAGAGUGAUAGUGUCAAUGGUGUCUACCCUGUGUUUAAAAAUAAGCUUGAAUCAUACACGGGCAGUGAUUGUAGGAGUGGCAAUGAUGAGAGUUCUGCUUGUAGGAUUUCCACGUAUAAAUUGGCUAAGGCAUUAGUGUUUUCGACAUGGGACCAAGUAAUGUCAACAGCUAUCUAUGCACUUGUGUACACAAUAGCUACAUAUGUCGGUCCCUACCUCAUCGCUUUCUUUGUUCAGUACCUUAAUGGCACUAGAAUGUUUGCGAGUGAAGGGUAUAUUUUAGUGGUAGCCUUCAUAGUAGCAAAGCUGUUUGAGUGCUUGUCACAGAGACACUGGUUCUUUAGAUUACAACAAGCUGGGAUCAGAGUAAGGUCAUCCCUUGUUGCGAUGAUUUAUCAAAAGGGUCUAACUUUGUCUAGCCAUUCGAAGCAAGGUCAUACCAGCGGAGAGAUCAUCAAUUUAAUGAGUGUUGACGCCGAUAGAAUUGGGCUCUUUAGUUGGUACAUGCAUGAUCUUUGGAUGGUCCCUAUUCAAGUUGGCCUAGCUCUAGCCAUAUUGUACUCUAGUUUGGGCCUUGCUUCAUUGGCUGCUUUAGCGGCAACAAUAGCGGUUAUGUUAGCCAAUUUUCCCUUGGGGAGUAUACAAGAGAGGUACCAAAAGAAAUUGAUGGAGGCAAAAGAUAUAAGGAUGAAGACUACUUCGGAGAUCCUAAAAAACAUGAGGAUUCUCAAGCUUCAAGCUUGGGAAAUGAAGUUCUUGUCCAAGAUAUUCGAGUUAAGAAAGGAAGAGGCUUCUUGGUUGAGAAAGUAUGUAUACACAUUGGCUAUGAUAACAUUUACAUUUUGGGGUGCUCCUACUUUCGUUGCUGUGGUCACAUUCGGAGCUUGUAUGAUUAUGGGAAUUCCGCUAGAAUCGGGCAAGGUUCUUUCCGCACUUGCAACUUUUAGGGUGUUGCAGGAGCCAAUAUAUAAUCUUCCCGAUACUAUUUCAAUGGUGAUUCAAACAAAGGUUUCCCUUGAUAGAAUAUCUUCAUUCCUUUGGCUAGAGGAUUUGCCUACUGAUGUGGUGCAAAAGCUUCCACGGGGUAACUCAGAGGCAGCGGUCGAAGUAAGCAAUGGGAAUUUCUCUUGGGACCCAUCUUCAGAAAUUCCUACAUUGAGAGAUUUGAAUUUCAAAGCAUUGCAUGGUACAAGAGUUGCCGUUUGUGGUACUGUUGGUUCCGGCAAAUCAAGCUUGUUAUCGUGCAUAUUAGGUGAAGUCCCAAAAUUAUCUGGAACCAUCAAGUUGUGUGGGACUACAGCUUAUGUUGCCCAAUCACCUUGGAUACAAAGUGGAAAGAUUCAAGACACUAUACUAUUUGGUAAGGAAAUGGACAUUGAAAAGUAUGAGAACAUACUUGAAGCAUGCUCAUUGAAGAAGGAUUUGGAGAUUCUUCCAUUUGGGGAUCAAACCGUGAUAGGGGAAAGAGGCAUCAAUUUGAGUGGAGGACAGAAGCAGCGAAUUCAGAUUGCACGAGCUUUGUACCAAGAUGCUGAUAUUUUUCUUUUCGAUGAUCCAUUUAGUGCAGUUGAUGCUCAUACAGGAUCUCAUCUCUUUAAGGAAUGUUUGCUUGGGCUUCUAGCUUCGAAAACUGUUAUUUAUGUCACCCAUCAGGUGGAGUUUCUUCCUUCGGCUGACAUUAUCCUUGUCAUGAAAGAUGGAAAAAUUAUACAAGUGGGCAAAUACAACGACAUACUUACUUCUGGAACUGACUUCAUGGAACUAGUUGGUGCACACAAAGAUGCAUUGGAAGUGCUUGGUUCUAUGGAUCUUGCUAACAGCAAUUCAAGUAGCAUUGCAGAGACAAGUCAACAACAACAGGCUCUUUCUGUAAAGGAUAAAAAAUCUGAACAAAGUGACAAAAUUGAUGAUGAAGUCACAGAAAAGGGUCAAUUGGUUCAAGAAGAAGAGAGGGAGAAAGGCAAAGUUGGGUUUUGGGUCUAUUGGAGAUAUUGUACAACUGCAUACAAAGGUGUUCUUGUGCCUCUAAUACUGCUAUCACAAAUCCUCUUUGAACUACUUCAGAUUGGUAGCAAUUAUUGGAUGGCUUGGGCAGCUCCAGUAUCGAAAGACACGAAACCUCCCGUAAGUGGAGCUACACUCAUCUACGUAUUUGUGGCGUUAUCUCUCGCAAGCUCCCUGUGUGUCCUUUCGAGAGCUUUGCUUCUUGUAACAGCGGGAUAUGAAACAGCAAAGGUUCUAUUUAACAAGAUGCAUACAUCUAUUUUCCGUGCUCCCAUGUCAUUCUUUGAUUCCACUCCUAGUGGUCGCAUCCUUAAUAGAGCUUCGACUGAUCAAAGUGAAGUAGACACAAGUUUCUUUUCCCAGAUUGGCUCAUUUGCUUUUGCGGUCAUUCAGCUUCUGGGUAUUAUCACAGUCAUGUCACAAGUUGCAUGGCAAAUUUUUGGCAUUUUUAUUCCUGUGAUUGGCAUAUGCAUUUGGUAUCAGGUAUUGCUCUUUGUUCAAAAUUUUGUGCCUUGAAAUA